Molecule: messenger RNA, 2239 nt
Organism: Culicoides brevitarsis
Lineage: Eukaryota; Metazoa; Arthropoda; Insecta; Diptera; Ceratopogonidae
Product: zinc finger protein 568-like
Exons: 1
Coding region: 60-2099 (679 amino acids)
Biological process (GO): regulation of DNA-templated transcription
Molecular function (GO): RNA polymerase II cis-regulatory region sequence-specific DNA binding; DNA-binding transcription factor activity, RNA polymerase II-specific
Source: RefSeq, a predicted model, not a curated record
UUGGAAAAACAAAAAAAAAAUUAAAGAAAAAAUCGAAAAUUAAAUGAAAAUCACAUAAAAUGUGUUCAAAAACGGUCAAUUUGAUCGUCCGUCACUCGGGAAACAACGAUUUUCGCGUUGAAAUCGCCGAAAACCCGGAAAAUCCGCACACACACAAAGUCGAAAAGGAUUCCCGGACAAAUGAAAAUCUCCAGAUAAAUUGCACAAAAUGCCAUGAAAGUAUUCAGCUCAAAGUAUUUUUCGAAAGCAACAACGUCGACGACGUCGAAUCAUUUUGGGCGCCCAAUUCCCCACCUUUUGUCAAAUGCGAGCCCGAAGUCGUGAUAAAAAAGGAAGAAGAUGACUUUGAGAUCCCCAUGGUCGAAGAGGAGGAUGAGGAGCAAGUUUCCGAAGAAGCCGAUGACGAAAACGACGAAGAUUUUACCAUUUCCGACAGCGAAGAUGACCUCCCAAUUGCGAAAUUAACCUCGUCCAGCGUUGUCAAAGAAGGAAAACAAACGCUGUACAAACGAAAAUACGGAAAUCAAGAAGAAAUCAUCACGAAUUACGAUUUAUCGAAGAAAGUUUGCGACAUUUGUGGGUAUAAGAAGCGAACAAAUGCCUCGCUUUGGCAUUUUAUGCGUCACCGCGCGCAUCAUUUCAUCGAAAAAGAGGGAGUUGGCGUCUACAAAUGCAUCGGAUGUCAGAAAAAAUUCGACACUCUCGAUAAAAUUCGGUUUCACACGCGAACCUGUGCUGCUGGCUUGACUCUCGUGACGGAACAGCAAAAGACGGGCACCUUGAAACAACGAAAACCAGCGAUUCAUUGGAAAGAUCGCGUUCCCGAAGGCAUUGUUUUGCCGGAAAAUGUCGAAAAGUUCCCCGUUCCGUUCUACAAAUGCGUCGAUCAGCCCGACGGCAGCAAAAUUUGGAUCGAAAAGUCGCAGUCGACGAAGGGAUUGCGAAUUAGUAACUUCGAUACGCGACUUUUGACAUGCGAUUUGUGCGAAACUACCGUCAAAUAUCGCUCCAUGUACAUCCGACAUCGCAAGUUACAUCUCUUUCAGCAAGAAAAUGACGACAAAUGUCUCGGUUGCGACCAAAUAUUUCCCACUGCAGACGAUCGCGUUGCUCAUACUUACUUCUGCCCGAAAUGGAAAAGUGUGGAUAUCACCAAAUGCAGUGCUUGCGGCUUCGUCUGCGGCGGUUAUCAACAGUUACGAAGUCAUAUUCACAGCAAUCACGGCAAAAAUAAGGAAGCGUACAACACAAAAUCCAAAAUAAUGUGUCACAUUUGCUCCCAGGAGGUGCGUCGCAGUAAAAUGUAUGCCCAUCUCUUGCGUCACGAGCAUCCGGAGGGACGUCCUUACGCUUGCGCUCACUGCGAUCGUCGUUUUUCCGGUCGAAAUAACCUCAAAAUCCAUCUCAUCAAGUUCCAUUUCAAGUCAAUGGCGGAAUAUCAGUGUCACGUGUGCCCCCUUUGCUUCAAGGGGCGCCAAGAAUACGAGAAACACAUGUAUUCGCGUCACAAAAUCGGCAAAAAUCAAAAUGUCACGUGCAAGCUAUGCCAAAAAGUACUCGCGAACGACAGUUCCUUGCAUGCGCAUAACCGCGCGAUGCAUACGGACGCUUCGGAGAAGCAAAAAUUCGAAUGCCCGCAUUGCGAAAAGUUUUUCUUCAAGAAACGCAACUUGGAGGCACACAUUCCAACGCAUCUCCCGGAGAGCGAAAGGCCGUUCAAGUGUUGGUGCGGCCGUGGAUAUGCCACGAGAGACAAAUUGACGAAACAUAAUCUCGAACAUACGGAUCCGACGAAACUUUUGUCCGUUUGCAGCGUUUGCGGGAAGGCUAUGAAGAGUAAACAGUCGUUAAAAGUCCAUAUGCGGAUCCAUACGGGCGAACAGCCGUACGAAUGUAACUUUUGUUCGCGAAAAUUCGCAGAUCGCGGCAAUUAUCGGGUCCAUAUGAAGCAGCACGAGAAGGAGCUGGGACUCAAAUUGACUUUUACGCCCGAAGAACGACGUUUAAUGAAGCUUCACGUCUUAAAACCAGACCAAAUGCUCGAAAAUCCAGGUAGAUCGGGCACCGAGGAAGUCAAUCAAAUCGCAAAAUAUCUCUAAAUCGCACCAAAAUGACUCAUCCGAGACCCGUUUGACGCCAUCUUCCAUUUCAACAGGUACAUUUUUCGUAAUAAAAGCUCGUUCGAAACAUCGAAAAAUCAUCAGUUCAACUAAAAUCACGACGCAAGCAAGAUGUCAGU